AUAUGGCCGUGAUGCAUAUCUGCAACAUACCGUUUGAAUUCAACUAUUUCAUAGUGUUUAUAAAGAAAGUGACAUGUGUUAGUGUGAUGUCAUAAUGCAACAAGGCUUUUUUUUAUUAGUAUGACCUGAUCCCACUCUACCAUGAGUUUUGACAACAUAAGUUUACUUUUCCCGCCAAUUUUGUGAAACAAGCACGAAUAAUGUCAGAAAAAGGAUUAACGCCUUCGCAAAUAGAAAGUUUUUUUAAUAGCGUGGAUAGCGAGGAUGAUCUCGACUUUUCUGCUGAUGACGAAAGCGAUUACUAUCCCAAUAAAGAAGAUUUUGAGACCUCAGAUGACGAAGUUUUGGAAAAUCAAGUUGAACUCCCUACCGACUUGAAUGUUCCAAGCAAGGAUGUCAACGAUGUUGCGACUUCUAGCAAAAAGGACCUAAGAAGGAAUUUGCUAUGGAGACAACGCAGUUUGAUUUUGAAUGAGAACCAACUUCAGCUGCUCACGAGCACUGCGUUACCUCCGGAACUAAUGGAGCUGUCCCAGCCUAUUCAAUUUUUUUCGUAUCUAUUUCCUAAAAAAGUUUUUGAGAAUAUUUCGAAUGAAACUAACCUUUACAUUCAUCAAAAGAGCCAAACGCAAAUAUUACUUUUACUCCUUUGGAUAUUCAACAGUUUGUUGGAAUUGUGUUGUAUAUGUCCAUUUCACGACUUCCAAAAUGUGCCCUUUACUGGUCUGCAAGUAUUGGAAUACCGACAAUUCAAAACAUUAUGUCACAAAAAACAUUUGAAACAAUCAGACGUCACAUUCAUUUCAACAACAAUGAUAAUAAUCUGCCUUUGACUGAUUCCCGUCAUGAUCGGCUUUUCAAAAUACGACCACUUAUUCAGGAAAUUAAUAACAAUUUUGGAAAAGUACCUAAGGAACAGUUUUUGUGUGUCGACGAACAGAUUUGUUCAACAAAAGCAAGAUCACAUAUGAAACGGUACAAUCCUAACAAGCCUCAUAAAUGGGGAUAUAAAAUAUAUGUUUUAAGCGGUAAUUCGGGCUUCUGCUAUAAAUUCGAGAUUGAUUCUGGCAAUGAAAACGUAGUACUACUUAACGAGCCAGAUCUAGGAGCAGCAUCAAAUUGUGUUGUAAGAUUGGCCAGAGAAGUCCCCAGGCAUCAGAAUUUUCGCCUAUAUUUUGACAAUUAUUUUAAUUCAUUACCUCUUUUAAACAAGGCCAAAAAGGAAUAUAUACAAAUUGACCGUCCUUUCGCUGUAGCACAAUACAACAGUUAUAUGGGAGGCGUUGAUCUGAUCGACAGUAUAAUCGGAAGAUAUAAAAUUUUAUUGAGAAGCAAACGUUGGCAAGUCAGAAUCUUUUAUCAUUUACUGGACCUUACAAUCAGCAACGCUUGGUUGUUGUAUAAACGUGUUAUGAAGGCAAAUGGAUAUCCUGGAAAAGUUUUAAGUUCAUCAGACUUUCGGCUUGAUAUCGCAGAAGUGCUAACAAAAGUUAACACUAAAUCAAAAUUGGGUAAACGAAGUUCCGUCAUUGAAAAUGAAUUGCAGCUAAAGAAGCAGAGAGGUCCAACUCAGCAUGUACCAAACCAAAUGGUACGACAGGAUCAGGUUGGACAUUGGCCAAUUUGGGCAGACAAAAGAAUAAGAUGCAAGUUUCCAAACUGUGCAGGAUAUUCUCAAGUCAUGUGCAACAAAUGUGGAGUAGCUUUAUGCUUCAAUAAAAGAAAUAAUUGUUUCACCAAUUUUCACUUAAAUUAAACAGUAAUUUAAGCGCCUUAUAGCAAAUAUUAUAAUAAAAUUUACGUUUUAUCUAUGUAAACUGAGCACUGAAACUAUUAAAUAUAUUAUGAAUUCAAAUAUUUUGUUUAAUGCACUAAAAACAUUACAAAUAUAUUCAUUUAUGUUAAAUAAAUUUUUGGAUUAUAUUAAGUUUAAUUUUGAACCCAAGCAUAUUUGAUGUAUUUAUGCAACAUAUCCUUUAUCCUUAAUAAAAGUGUAAAAAAUCAAAAAUCGGGAAAACGAAAAAAAAGUGUAUUUUUUA
Molecule: messenger RNA, 2039 nt
Organism: Drosophila ananassae
Lineage: Eukaryota; Metazoa; Arthropoda; Insecta; Diptera; Drosophilidae
Product: piggyBac transposable element-derived protein 1-like
Exons: 3
Coding region: 686-1756 (356 amino acids)
Source: RefSeq, a predicted model, not a curated record